Spodoptera littoralis (African cotton leafworm) is the source of this 1551-nucleotide messenger RNA. The record is from the annotation of a GenBank genome assembly. NCBI's taxonomy places the organism in Eukaryota, Metazoa, Arthropoda, Insecta, Lepidoptera, Noctuidae.
AUGAUUUAUUUAGUGAAUAAAGUUGUAUUGUGCAUCUUGGUGGUAGCUGCAACGGUGUCCUGCAGAAUACACAAACUGCAUCUUUCGGACGAUGAGCGUCGCUACGUGGAUCUCACGACCUUCGGGUUCUUCAAGGGUGGUGUACUCGAUGUCAAGUUGGUGGACUUCAUGAUGCCGUCAGGUCCUGUUUAUGGAGAGUACGGGUUCACGUUAGACCGGACGAUAAAUGCAGCAAUAAGUCCGUACCUAGCUCAGUCUACCUCCGCAACCUGUUACCUCAAGGAGACCGACACCAACAUACUGUCGCCGCAGCAUCCAGCAAUCGUCUUUCUGAAGAUGGACUUCAAGAAUCUCAGAUUAAACGUGACAUGCAAAGCGAAAGUGUUACAUAUGUAUGAGAACAGAUCUUCAAUACCAGACACUAUACCAACUGAGGAAAAGUGUUCGUACACAAUGUUACCGAUUACAAAGGAGACGAGGAAUGGCUUCGACUACUAUAAUACUAGCUUUGCGCUGUACGUGGCUACUGAUAAAGAAGAAGGUCUCUACAAUCUCUACUUCAACAAUUGUCCGAACCCCGACGCCGGCACGACGACUGCAGUCAACAUGAUUGUGGAAAUCUACGAGAGUAAUGCUGGUAACUUCUUAUCAGCAGGGGAGAUGCCACUUCCAGCGUUAUACAGCAUGAUGUCACUCAUUUUCCUAACGUGUGCUGCCCUCUGGACUUUUAUUCUGCGAACUAGUCGACAGCCUGUCUACAGGAUACACAUCAUUAUGUGUGUCCUUGUCUAUUUGAAGGCUCUCUCUCUUGCUUUUCACGGCAUUAACUACCAUUUUAUUCAGACGAAAGGCGAACAUGUUACUGCUUGGGCGAUUCUCUUCUAUAUUACGCAUUUAUUGAAAGGAGCGGUGUUGUUUGUGACCAUUGUACUAGUGGGCACCGGCUGGAACUUCAUCAAACACAUACUCUCUGACAGAGACAAGAAGCUCUUCAUGAUUGUAAUACCUCUGCAGGUUUUAGCGAACGUAGCAGAGAUAAUACUGGCGGAGAGCGAGGAAGGUGCUGCGGAACAUAACGCGUGGCGCGACAUCUUUGUACUGGUGGAGUUGCUCUGCUGCUGGGCAAUUAUGUUCCCUGUUGUAUGGUCAAUACGUCACCUGCAGGACGCGUCGAGUACGGACGGCAAGGCGGCCAUCAACCUGCGCAAGCUGAAGCUGUUCCGACACUUCUACGUCAUGGUCGUCUGCUACAUAUACUUCACGAGGAUCGUCAUAUCCAUAUUAAAUAUCACAGUGCCAUUCCAGUACGCGUGGAUAGACGAAAUGUUCCGAGAGAUGGCGACACUGGCGUUCUUUGUUAUGACUGGCUACAAGUUCAGGCCGGCCGCUGCCAAUCCUUAUUUCACGCCAACACAUGUCGAUGAUGUGGAGCCACAAGUACUCUCAGACAUCGGUGUACUUGAAGGAGUGACGCGGAUAGCGAACCGAGGCGAUAGGAAACGAGAAGAUCUACAACCGUUAAUGCAGGAAACUAAUUACAAUUCUGAUUAG